AUGCUGAUUUUUCUGACUCGUUGUGUGUUAAUAGUUGGACUCUCGCAGCUCGUCUGUAGCGUGCAAGAUGCGACACAUCCACCACCAGCGUUAGAUGACUUAGAAGGAAAUGGAUUCGGCGGCAUGAUGAGGGUGUCAAGUCGCAGGAAGCGUGCCCUUGAUGGUCUGGACGGCGAUGGCUUCGGCGGCCUCUUUAAGAGGUCUCUGAACUCACUUGACGGUGAAGGCUUCGGAUUUGAUAAGAGAGCUCUGAAUGCUCUUGAUGGCAGUGGUUUCGGUUUUGACAAACGAGCAUUAAAUGCUCUCGAAGGCAGCGGAUUCGGAUUUGACAAACGAGCACUAAAUGCUCUUGAUGGCAGUGGAUUCGGAUUCGAUAAGAGAUCCUUGAACUCAAUAGAAGGGACUGGUUUCGGAUUUGACAAAAGAUCACUGAAUUCAUUGGAAGGAACGGGGUUCGGCUUCGACAAAAGAGCUCUGAACUCAAUAGAAGGAACUGGUUUCGGUUUCGACAAGAGGAGCUAUCCCAACUUCGUCAGCACUCAUCCCUAUCUGAGACUCUACAAAGGCAAGCAAACCCGGAGGUACAAGGGUGACCGAAGCAACUCCAACGGUCUUAACACAUAUCUUCACAUCAACAAAUUUCACUGA
Ostertagia ostertagi is the source of this 648-nucleotide messenger RNA. Lineage: Eukaryota; Metazoa; Nematoda; Chromadorea; Rhabditida; Trichostrongylidae. The record is from the annotation of a GenBank genome assembly.